This is a messenger RNA of Hydra vulgaris (swiftwater hydra), 364 nucleotides long. Lineage: Eukaryota; Metazoa; Cnidaria; Hydrozoa; Anthoathecata; Hydridae. The record is from RefSeq and is a predicted model, not a curated record.
GCAUGAAAGUUGUUCACCAGGUCCUGCAUACAUGAUACCACCAUGCAUUUUAAGAACGGGGAAAGCUUCUGCUCCAGCAUACUCUCUUUACGGAAGACAAAUUGAUAAAUCAUGUAACAACUAUCCUUCUCCAGGCCAGUAUAGUCCUGAAAAGUAUCCAUUACCCCACAGCUCUAGAGCUCCAAGUUAUUCAUUUGGUGGUCGAGCUAAAGAAGCUCGUCUUUAUGAGUCACCAGCGCCAAAUAAGUACACAUUGCCUUCAUUAAUUGGUUCUCCAGCCAUAGGACGUUCAUCAGCUCCAGCUUACUCAAUUUGUGGACGACAAAAAAUUGGCUCUUAUCUAGGAGAUACGCAAAAGUUAUAA